UUGGGUUUGCUCGACUUGGUAAAAAAAGUGGAGUCUUUCUCCACUUAAUAGGGUCUGUAAAAUCUAAACCCCAACCCCUAGCAAGUCUCCCCUUCUUCUUCACUUCUACACUCUACUUUUUCGGCAAGAAGUGCCCUUUAAUGCAGCACUGCAUUUGCCUAUACCUGUGUUUCUCCUUCAUCUAGCUGACCAGCCAUCUCCACUAUUCCAGGUCAAGAAUCUUCUCUCUUCCUUUUCUUUAAUGAUUAUCGCACUGGUUUAUAGACUACUGAUUUCCCAUGUUAAUUUGCUAUAAGUUUGGUUCACUUAAGAACUUGAGAUAUUGAAGUGGGAAUCUCUUUUUCUUCGUAGAAAAUAAGAAUUGGAAUCAUAGAUAAAAUGGGGAUUUUGUUUUGGUAACAUCAAUUAUUUAUUACAGCAGGCUUGAUUUCAUGUAAAUUAAAUGCUAGUUUGGACUGGAUCGGAAUCAGAAUAGUAUUAGUAACUCCAAGUGAAGCGUAUUUUGAUGUGAUUUUAGCGGAUUCUUUUCUUGCCGUACAAAGGGGGAGAAAGGGUGCGAACUGAAUUAUGGUUAAUAAUUCAAAGAUUUCAAGGAUUUGUACAGUACCUAGCCUAGUAGGUGAUUGCGGUGAAAUUCAGGAAUUGGCACUGGUUUCAGGUGCUGCUAAUCUUGAGGUUCAGCAGGCUUAUGAAUCACAUGACACAGCAACUUCAUUGAGUUUGGGUUCGGGUUCGGCUCGGUGUUACAAGCUUGGUCCGUGUUUUGAUUCGCCAUCAUCUGUUGAAGAAGAUAACAAACCUGUGGCUGCAAGGUUGUCUAAAUAUUACCCUUCUGAGAAAGCCAAAAUUCUGGUGCAGAAUUUCUCAAGUUUGGUUUCGUGGCAUAGUUGGUGCAAAAAUUCCAGCCCAAUUGUUGGAUGGCAUCUACCAGAUGAAACUUACUGUAAUUGGGUUAAGAAGUUGGAAAAGAGACUUGAACAGAAAUGGCGUGACCUCCGAAUUUAUGAAGCGAUUAUGCUGUCUACACGUCUCAUUUCCUUUGACAGUCCUCUCAUGUCUGCACUCAUGUGUUUUUGGGACAAAAGUUGCAAUGCUUUCCUCCUCCCUGAAGGUCCGAUGGGCAUAACAAUGGAGGAUGUGGUCGCAAUCACCAGUUGUUCCCCAGUUGGCAUUGAGUUAUCUACAUUAGGGACUGACCCGCCAGAUGUAAAGAACACUUAUCUAGGGAUUGGUGUAUCUAGUUACGGCAAUUUUGUGACUAGAGCUAUGGCGCUCAGAGAUAAAGAACAAGAGGAAAUGGCUUUCUACUUGUACUGGAUAUGCAAGUUUGUUGUUUGCAAUCGCUCAGUCAUGGUUCUGAAGGGCUUUCAAUGCGUGGCUGAGACCAUCUUUCAUGCAAAGGGUCCAAUAGCGCUUGCCCCCUUCUUACUUGGCCUUGCCUAUAAUUGCCUAGGCAACAUUCUCAGAUCAGAUUUCAGUGAACAUGUGAGUGGGCCUCUAUGGCUGGUCGUGCUAUGGGCGCAGGCUUAUUUUAAUCCUAUUGCAGCUAGUAGUAUUUCUACACAUCUUCAAAUCCCUAGGCAACAAAAAUUUAAUAGCAUAUACUCAUAUGGGGAUUACAUAAUUUUCAGCCAGGUUCAUUGCGAGAAAACUUUCGGGGAAUGUUUCAACUAUUUAACUGACAACAAAAGGAAACGCCAAGGAGAGGAAUGGAACCCAUUUCUUAAAAGGGAAUUUGGUGCUGACUGGUUCCGUACUUUCACGCUUCAUCAGAAACACACUAGAGAUGAAAAGGAUGCCUGGAAAGCAGUUCUCAUUGCUCGAGAUUUACCAGCAUAUUUUAGUCCUCCUUCAUUUUUCCUUGAACCUUACUCCCCAAAUCAGUUUGCUAGGCAACUUGGACACCUCCAAUCAGUUCCUGUCCCUUUCUACCAAACUAUCAACCAGCCUUGGCAUUCUAGGAACACUGUGGCUGCUAAUGUUCUUAAGCAUGCAGAGAAGGACUAUUUCAUCAGAAAGUCUGCGAUGUCACAGGUAAAUCAGAUUCAUUGGUUCCCAUCUUCAGAUCAUGCCUUUGAUUUUUGGUGGUUAUGGUGCUGGGCAAAUGUUGCUUCAUAUGUCUCUGAGGCAAAGAAACAUUUUGUUUCCAAGUUUGGAAAUGGUCCCAGGAAGAUGCAUAAGAAACGCCGUGCAACACGUACUCAGAAGUUGCAAAGAGCUCCAAAGCGUAGAGCAAGAAUGGUUUCAGCUCUUUUAGAACCAUCCCCCGAAGGAAGAGGUGGAGGAAAAGUAGAAGUAGAAGUAGAAGUAGAAGAGGAAGAAUCAUCGUCGUCGUCAUCAGAAGAUCUGCCUUCUAAUAAAGAAGGAAAAGGAAAAGAAGUAGAAGAUUGCGAAGAAUCAUCAUCAUCAAAAGAUGAUGAUGAUGAUGAUGAUGAUGAUGAAGAAGAAGAAGAAGAAGAUGAUGAUGUUGAUCUGCCUUUGACAAAGUUGCGACAUCAGAAGCCCUCUGCUGAUGAAAAUGACAUGACAUUAGAAGAGUAUCCAUCCUCUGAAGAUCCCGUAAACACUGAGCAUGAUCAGGAUGCCAUUGGAGAAGGUGACUUCACUCCUCAACAGAACCAUGGCCCAGCUGUGAAUGUUGAACAACAGAGAAAGAAGCUUAAACAAUACAUGGACAUGUCAAUAGAGUCCAUCUACGAAACUGAUCAAUUGAACAACAUGGAGAGAACUGUUGACGCAAUCUAUCAUCAUUCAGGCGAUGCGUUAGAGACCCCCAUUCUGGGAGAUCUAAGGAAACAACUGACUGGCCUCAAAAAUAAGAUCCCAUCUCUCUUGUCUUCAAUCAAAUCUGCCGAAUCUGAAUGCGAGUCUCUUCACAAACAAAAUCCUGAUCUGCCAGCUAAGCUAAACCAAGAGAAACUGGCAUUACAAGCUGACGAAUCACGUCUUUCAGAGCUCACAAGUGAAGAAGCUAUACUUGAACUGGAAAUCCAAAAACUAAUGGCAAAGAAAGAAUCAGUUCUUUCUCAGAAAACCUCAGCAGCUGAGAGGGCUGAGAGGAGAAAGCAGAAAAUGGAAGAGCUCAAGAACAUAGAGGAAAGCAUCAAGAAGGCAGAGUACAGUUGUUUCCAAAAGAGAAAUGAAAUGAGUAAAGUAAAUGCAACCAUUAACGCGACUUUGAUGGACGCCAAAAGGGUUUUGUUCAAAUGAUUUUUUUUUUCUUUUCGUUUAGCAAAUACAUGUAAUUGUGAACCUUGUAGUACUUCUUGCCUUCUGAUCAAACAAAACAACAUUCAACGUUAUAUUUCUCAAAUUGGAAUGACAUGUAAUGUAGGUUUUUACUU
Molecule: messenger RNA, 3344 nt
Organism: Populus trichocarpa (black cottonwood)
Lineage: Eukaryota; Viridiplantae; Streptophyta; Magnoliopsida; Malpighiales; Salicaceae
Exons: 4
Coding region: 568-3210 (880 amino acids)
Biological process (GO): meristem development; meristem maintenance
Source: RefSeq, a predicted model, not a curated record